Phragmites australis (common reed) is the source of this 1871-nucleotide messenger RNA. RefSeq lists its product as uncharacterized. Gene Ontology annotation, cellular component: Golgi apparatus; membrane. The record is from RefSeq and is a predicted model, not a curated record. The coding region runs from base 63 to 1604 and encodes 513 amino acids. Lineage: Eukaryota; Viridiplantae; Streptophyta; Magnoliopsida; Poales; Poaceae. The transcript has 5 exons. Gene Ontology annotation, biological process: transport.
GCCUCCCGCGAGAUCUCCCCCCCCCCCCCGUCCGCCUCCGCCUCCGCCUCCGCUCCACCCCCAUGGAUCUCCCUCGCCUCGCCGCGCUCGUGGCCACGCUCGCCAUCGCCGGCGGGUGGUGGGGCCGUGGCGCGGAGGCGUCGAUCCACACCUACGACCGGGAGCCCUUCCGCGAGGUGGGCAACGCGUUCCUUCUCUCCGGCGGCAGCGAGGGCAUCGUCGCCGACGGGGCCGACCCCGCCAGCCCCGCCUCGUCCUUCAUCAAGUUUGUCAAUGUUACUUUCUGGAGAACCGUGGAAGCAGCAGAAUCACACACAAAAAUGGCUCAUAGUACAGGCCUGGUACAAGCUAUUCUUUUUGAAGCAGCAGAUCGGGAUAAUAUCGGGGGAUCAGCAUAUGGUGGACAGAGGUCCAUAUGUUGUACCCCAGACCUUGCUAAACUAGAGGGCUGCAAGCAAGGAGAAGUAAUCAGGAGGCCAUCCUCCGAUGAUCCAGAUUGGCCUGUUGUGCUAGACACACACUUCAGCGCGAAUUACCUUUCAGUGAAGUUAGAAGAUGAUCAAGUGCACAUUACAAAGACAGGCAUGUACAGCUUGUUCUUCAUUUCUUGUGAUCCAAAACUGAGAGGCCUUACUAUGAGUGGGAAGACUAUCUGGAGGAAUCCUGGUGGGUAUCUACCUGGAAGAAUGGCACCUCUGAUGAAAUUCUACGUUAUCAUGUUGCUGGUGUAUCUAUUGGUCAUGGUUGUUUGGUUUAGCCAGUAUAUAAGGUUUUGGAGGGAUAUAUUGCCAAUCCAGAAUUGGAUCAUGCUAGUCAUUGCCCUUGGCCUGUUUAAUAUGACAUUAUGGUACUUUGAAUACUUAAACUUUAACAGUAGUGGUGUACGGCCAAUUGGAAUCACAACUUGGGUGGUCACUGUUGGGGCCAUCAGAAAAACAGUUUCCCGUCUACUGAUCCUUUCUAUCUCAAUGGGAUAUGGUGUUGUUCGCCCAACUUUGGGAGGUCUCACUUCCAAGGUGUUGCUCCUUGGACUUACAUAUUUCCUGGCGUCUGAAUUGCUGGACAUUGCAGAAAAUGUUGGAACAAUUAAUGAUAUAUCAGGCAAAACAAGGCUUUUCCUGGUCCUUCCUGUUGCAUUUUUGGAUGCUUUUCUCAUACUUUGGAUUUUCACUUCUCUUUCCCACACUCUUGAGAAGCUACAGGCAAGAAGAAGUUCUGUGAAGUUGGAUAUAUACAGAAAGUUUACAAAUGCAUUGGCGGUUUCUGUGAUAGCUUCAGUAGCCUGGAUUGGUUAUGAGGUCUAUUUCAAAGCGACAGACCCCUAUAGCGAGAGGUGGCAGAGCGCCUGGAUCAUAACUGCCUUCUGGGAUGUUCUUGCAUUUGUGUUGCUUGUUGUGGUUUGUUAUCUGUGGGCACCGUCCCAAAGCUCGCAAAGAUAUGCAUAUUCAGGUGAAGCUGCUGACGAUGACGAGGAGGAGGCUCAAUCUCUGACGAAGGGAACCGAUGGUGAAGUAGGGAUGGUAAAGAUUGAUAAGGACAGAAAUGCUGGUGUUAGCCAUGUUUUCAGCUUGGAAGGUGAGACUGAAGAGGACAAGCGGGAAUAGUAUUUUUCUCGUUCCUUACGCUCAGGUCCCGGAAAAUGAAGUGAUUUGUUGGAGCAAGAAUGUUUCAAGAUUACUUUCUUUUCCCUCUUCUUUUUGGUGGUUCAAUUCCCUUCAGCUCCAAGUUUACACAAGUUCUGUUGUAGAAGUGCCGAUUUUAUCCAUUCCCGUGAGAGUAAUGGUUGAGUUUGAUGUAGACGUCACAUAGGCCAAGAUGUUGCAUUAUUUAUAACAAUGUACAUAUCUGUUUUAUUUUGCCGGUUGCUCACA